AUGGCCCAAAGUGCUUGUUUAUUAUCUCGAAUAAUGGCCACUUCUGUAUCUGCUACUGUAAGAGCAGGUAAAAUCAUAAGAGAUGUUAUGACUCAUGGAAGUUUAAAUAUAGUAGAAAAAGGCAAAAAUGAUUUACAAACUGAAGCUGAUCGUUGUGCUCAAAGGUGUAUUAUUGCUUCAUUAAGCCAACAGUUUCCAAAUAUUACUAUUAUUGGUGAAGAAGAACCAUCAAACUGUGAUAUACCAUAUGAUUGGAUUGUAACUGAUGCAGAUCAAGAAAUGUUACAAUUAAAAUUACCAACCCAUUUGGAAGAUAUAGAUCCUAAGGAUGUGUGUAUUUGGGUAGAUCCAUUGGAUGGAACAUCAGAAUAUGCACAAGGUCUUGUAGAACAUGUUACAGUAUUAGUAGGAGUGGCAAUUGGACAUAGAGCAAUUGGAGGUGUAAUUCAUCAACCAUAUUACAAAAACAAGGAGAAUGAAAUAUUAGGACGUACUCUUUGGGGUAUUAAUGGUGUAGGAUUUGGUGGGUUUGCACCAAUUGCUCCACCACAUGGAAAAAUAAUAGUUACAACCACAAGUUCACAUUCAAACAGCAAUGUUCAAGCAGCUAUAAAUGCUUUAUCUCCUGAUGAAGUUUUACAUGUUGGUGGUGCUGGAUAUAAAGUAAUACUUUUAAUGGAAGGGAAAGCUCAUGCUUAUGUAUUUGCUAGUAAUGGUUGUAAAAGAUGGGAUACUUGUGCCCCUGAAGCUAUUCUUCAUGCAAUUGGUGGUACAUUAACUGAUAUUUAUGGAGAGUUCUAUUCUUAUAAUGCAGAAACAACAUAUUCUAAUGAAAGAGGUGUAUUAGCUACUGCACCUGGUCAGAAUCACCAAUGGUAUUUGAAUAAUAUACCAUACGAAUUAAAGCAAAAAUUAGAACAGUAAUAUAUAUAAUUUUACAGAAAAUAUUUAAUAUAUAUUUAAAUAGAAGAUCAGAUAUCAAAAUAUUCUAUUAAUAUGACUAGAAUAGAAAACAUGUAAUUUUUUUUUAUAUUUCAAAUUUUUUAUGAAAUGAACUAAAAAAAUUAUAAAAUAUUAGUAAAAAAUCGAUCAUUGUUUAUAAGAAAUAUGUUCUGAUAGAAAUUUUUGAAUAUUAUUUUAGUAAUUAUUUAUACUUAUAACAUCUUUUGAGCCUCUUUAAAACAAAUAUAAAUAUAAACAAAGAAUAUAUUUAAAUUGAUGAUACUUCAUAUUUUUUUGCUGAUAUUUUAUAAUUUUGAUUUGAGUGUAUCACGUAAUACUCGACGCAAAAUUUUUCCCGAUGCAGUUCUUGGAACAUUUUCAAUGAAUUUUAUGCCACCUCGAAGUCGUUUAUGACUCGAUACUCGUUCUGUAAUAUAUUUCAUUAAUUAAACAAAGAAUUAUUAAUUAAA
Messenger RNA from Apis cerana (Asiatic honeybee), 1412 nucleotides. RefSeq names its product 3'(2'),5'-bisphosphate nucleotidase 1. Gene Ontology annotation, biological process: phosphatidylinositol phosphate biosynthetic process. NCBI's taxonomy places the organism in Eukaryota, Metazoa, Arthropoda, Insecta, Hymenoptera, Apidae. Gene Ontology annotation, molecular function: 3'(2'),5'-bisphosphate nucleotidase activity. The record is from RefSeq and is a predicted model, not a curated record.